This is a messenger RNA of Dendroctonus ponderosae (mountain pine beetle), 2317 nucleotides long. RefSeq names its product serine/threonine-protein phosphatase alpha-2 isoform. Gene Ontology annotation, cellular component: nucleus; cytoplasm. Gene Ontology annotation, molecular function: protein serine/threonine phosphatase activity. The coding region runs from base 166 to 1149 and encodes 327 amino acids. Lineage: Eukaryota; Metazoa; Arthropoda; Insecta; Coleoptera; Curculionidae. The transcript is spliced from 8 exons. The record is from RefSeq and is a predicted model, not a curated record.
GAAUGACAUUGACAGGUUGACGGGUGUGAGCGGUGACACAUCAACCCAACAUAAAUAUACCAUUGAUAUUUGGAAAGGCUGCCCGAAAAUCCAAAAAUAUCGCCCUGAUCGGCAGUCGUUUGCUAAUUACAAGAAUAACGGAAAGUGUCACAGACCAUCGUUGAAAUGGCGGAAGCCGAUAAACUAAAUAUCGACUCCAUCAUAGCCCGUUUAUUGGAAGUGCGAGGUGCCCGACCCGGUAAGAAUGUCCAGCUUACCGAAAACGAAAUCCGGGGCUUGUGCUUAAAGUCGAGGGAGAUUUUCCUCAGUCAGCCAAUCCUAUUGGAAUUGGAAGCCCCCCUGAAAAUAUGUGGCGAUAUUCACGGCCAAUACUACGAUCUGUUGCGUCUGUUCGAGUAUGGUGGCUUUCCUCCGGAAUCAAAUUAUUUAUUUUUAGGUGACUAUGUUGAUCGUGGAAAGCAAUCUCUUGAAACAAUAUGCCUCUUGCUGGCCUACAAAAUCAAAUAUCCAGAGAAUUUUUUCCUUCUUCGCGGCAAUCAUGAGUGCGCUUCCAUCAAUAGGAUCUACGGUUUCUACGACGAAUGUAAAAGAAGGUACAACAUUAAACUGUGGAAGACUUUUACGGACUGUUUCAACUGUCUUCCAGUAGCUGCUAUAGUAGAUGAGAAGAUCUUCUGUUGUCAUGGAGGUUUAAGUCCAGAUCUGCAAUCAAUGGAACAAAUAAGGAGAAUAAUGCGGCCCACAGACGUACCUGACCAAGGACUGUUAUGUGAUCUGCUCUGGUCUGAUCCCGACAAGGAUCAGUUGGGUUGGGGAGAAAAUGACAGAGGUGUCAGUUUCACUUUUGGAGCCGAAGUUGUCGGGAAAUUCCUUCACAAACAUGACUUCGAUUUAAUCUGUCGAGCACAUCAAGUGGUGGAAGAUGGAUAUGAAUUUUUCGCGAAACGACAACUGGUUACUCUGUUCAGCGCGCCCAAUUACUGCGGCGAAUUUGAUAAUGCGGGAGCCAUGAUGUCGGUCGAUGAAACCUUGAUGUGUUCGUUCCAGAUACUGAAACCGGCAGAUAAAAGGAAAUUCCAGUACAAUAUGAAUUCGGGCAGGCCGGUGACGCCGCCCCGCGGUGCCACCAACAAAAACAAGAAAAAAUGAGACAAUUUUUGGAUCACUCUAGGUUAGGCGAAUCAAUAGGCUGCAGCCUUAUCCGUUGUUGUUUUUUUCAUUAGGGGAGUUCUCGUUUCCGCUGCGUCUCUAACUGUGUCAAGAGUCUAUCGAUUUCAUCACAUUUUAACAGUCUCAUCGUUUUUAGUUCACUAACAUUUGGCAUCUGCCUCAAGGUUUUGCUGCAUUUGUUAACAAUUUGCUGAUGUUCCAUUCCAAAGUGUAUUAAUUUUAUUCAAAUCUACAUUCUUUCACUUGACAAAACUUGUUAUUCUCAAGCUUGUUUCUAAAUGUAUUUUUAUCAAACACUUGCAAUAGACUCGUUACAAUAUUUCAUUGUACAUUUUUAUUUUUUAUCCUUGCGAAGACGUAUUUAAUUUAAUUUUCGGCUUUCGGAUCGAUGGGUGAAAUACGGCUCAGAAAUUGUAGAGAAAAUAGUUGUUUAUUGUUGUGUCCCCUCCAAGUUUUACUGUAUUAAUAAGGUAUUACUCACCUUUAAUCCGGUGAUAGUCUGGAAACCUGCAAACAAACAAUGAGCGCGUUGCAUAAAAAAUAAAAAUGUACGUUUGACACGGAUCGGCCCCCUUAAGUCUUAAAUCAUAAUUUCAUUUCAUUUCACAAAAGGCAUUUAUUUCAUGUAGAAGGUGAAUUUGUGUGUGCAUGAAAUGAUGCGUGUGAUUUCACUUCAACAUCAUAUCGAUCAGUCUGGUAAAGACUGAUCGAUAUGAUGUAAAACCCGGUAAAGUGAGUUUAGUUUUCUAACUGCUAAUUUGGGGGCAUGAUGUGCGACGAUUACGCGAAGUUCUUCCAAAGUUCCAACUUUCAAGUUACUUGACUUACUAACAGUUGUAAAAAAUUCAGAGUAACAUAAGAAGUAAACAUUUUUGGUCUUAUUUUUACAGAUUACGGUUUGAUGUAAUUAAUUCUUUAAAAAAAAACUUAGCUAGUUCUGUAGAAUUAGGCCCGAAAGUUCGGGUAGCGAAAAUUGUAUUAAGUAUUAUAAAAUCGAGCGUAGGCCUUACGGGUGACCGUCUAAUAAUAAUGUCUAGAAUCCCUGUUAAAAAUAAGCCUAAAAAGUAACAAUCUUCAUUUGGAUGACACCGCGACCACUCUCCCCCAAACUUUUUGUUUAUUUGCUAAAAAUAUAUUUUUAUAUGUA